AUGACCGACUUGUUCGACAUUGCACCGCGGGACAAUCCCGUGGCACUGGAACGCAAACUGAAGCACGAGUGGAUGCGAAGAAAGCACAUGAGCGAAUCCUAUUGGAUGUUGAUCCGAGCAAUUUGGGCCAUCGUCUGGGUGGAUUACUCGUUCGUGUGCCUGUGCUCACUGAUCGCCAGCUUGUGCGAGGUGGCCCUGCCCAUCGUGUUCUCCUGGAUCAUCGUGUUUGUGUCCGCCAAGGACGCUGAAUGGUGGGAAGGUCUCAUGUACGUGCUGCUGGUGCUCUGUAUCCUCGCUGCUCGUGUGGUAUUCCGUGCGAGGUGGUACUACGCCUCCGUGCGAGUGGGCAUGAACAUAUCGUCGAUGCUGCAGGCCAUGGUCUACCGCAAGAGCCUCAGGCUUCAGCGCGUCUCCAAGGGCAACGCGACUAACUUGAUGAAUGUCGACUCGGCCACUGCUGGAAAGGUUGCCUGGUUCGUGCACCGGGCCGUGAGCCAGCCGCCGCAGUUCAUUUGUACCUCCCAACUGUCUCGAACUUAA
Molecule: messenger RNA, 540 nt
Organism: Acanthamoeba castellanii str. Neff
Lineage: Eukaryota; Discosea; Longamoebia; Acanthamoebidae
Exons: 5
Coding region: 1-540 (179 amino acids)
Biological process (GO): transmembrane transport
Cellular component (GO): membrane
Molecular function (GO): ATP binding; ABC-type transporter activity
Source: RefSeq, a predicted model, not a curated record